Messenger RNA from Yamadazyma jaroonii, 1788 nucleotides. The record is from the annotation of a GenBank genome assembly. Lineage: Eukaryota; Fungi; Ascomycota; Pichiomycetes; Serinales; Debaryomycetaceae.
AUGAUUCAAUUAGCUCCUGAAUUGAUCGACAAGAUUCUAGGCUACCUCCCCAAAAGAACCAGAGAUGCUUUCUAUAAUAUUCCCAAUGAAACUCGUGAUUUUCCUGCAGUUUAUCAAUUAGGUUUGGGAUUCGGUGGUGUUUUAGUUAAUUCAGUUUCUACCUAUAAGAAAUAUGGUGCUCUUCAUCCUAGAACCAACUUCAUUGAUAUAGAUGACUUCAUACAGUAUUAUAAUUCACCACCUUUCAUUCCUAGUCCCAAAAGGUUGGCUAUAUAUGAAGAUAUGAAAUACCAUGAGUUAAACUUUCCUGAUAAUAUCCAUUAUAUGGAGUCAUCUUUUGAUACAAAUGUCAAGUCAAAAUUGACGGUAUACAAUCUGAUUGCUAAUCCGCUCCUGCUUUUGGAUCUGCUGGUCAAAGAAAUAGAUGAGUUGACUGCUGAUUACAGAAAUUUUGAUGAUUCACUUAUAGAUAGAUAUUCGGUACAGAAACUUUUUAUCGAAGCAGAAGAUGGGAAGUUGGCUAAGCUCGAGAAUACAAAGAUUCCCGUUGAACUAUUAAUAAAUAAUCCUUUGCAUGAUGUUAGGGGUCUUCCUCAGUGUCUUACAGUUCUACGUUUGACAAUAAGUGAAGACCUCAAAGAUAUUGAUUUAUCCUAUUUGAAGAACUUGGAAGUAUUACGUCUUUCACUUGAUGGUUCAAACACUGAUUUCAAAUUGAAAUGUCCUGAAAGUUUGGUGAAAUUUUGUGUAUCAUGUAGUGAUGAUAUUACUUUCUCGGGUAAUGUCUUGUUACCACCAACAUUGAAAUAUGCUCAAUUUCAUUUAUUCAAUUUGAAUCAUGAACUACCAGAAGACUUAGAAACUAUUGAUCUCGUAAUGUGUGAAGUCAGUUACAAAAUUCCAAAAGGGGUUAAAACAGUAUAUCUCGAAAGUUGUGUUUUCAUGGAACCCUUGGAGUUACCUCCAUCAUUAGAGUCAUUGAACAUAGUGAAUGUUGAGACUAUACCUCAAGAUUUACUGCACCUUACAAAGUUGAAUUUUUUGGUUAUUGAAGUGGAUGAUAUAUUUCUGGUGAAUCCACCCAUCUCUGAUCCUAUCAUUUUACCCCCAAGUCUUCGAUACUUGAAAUGUACCGUUUCAGAGUUCAAUUUUAAAAUGAAUGAUGGAUUGAAAGAUGUUUCCUUCUUGCUGAUGAACCCACUUAUAGGGACAUUCCCAUCUUCAAUAAAACAUCUUGAAUUAGGAGAAACCACAUACGAAAAUAUCCGGAACUUACCUCCCAAAGUGGAGACGCUAGAAUUAUUAAGUAUGACUAGCUCAACUGGUGAACCCUGGAUUCUACCAUCAUCUUUGAAAAUGUUAUUCAUACUUGCUUGUGAUAUUCAGAACAUAAUUUUCAAUGAAGGAUUAGAAUUUCUACAGAUUGAAGGAUGUUUUAUAACCCAACAGAUCAUAGAUAAUUUUCCAAAAUCACUAAAAACAUUGAUUUUGACUCACAACCCUUUGGAUCAGAAUAUCUCCUUUGAUUUCUCCAAGUUAUCUAUCCGAGAAUUAGUGGUCUCAGAUCUUAAUGGUGUCACUGGUUUGAUAUUACCACCAAGUCUAAAAUUACUUUGUUUCAUUCGACACGGUGAAGGGUUCAUAGAUUAUGGAUUCGAACCUGAUUAUAGUCGUGUUAGAGAAGCUAGAAUUCUUGAUGAAACUUCAGGUACUUCUCAUUGGAUUGUAAAUGGUGUAUUAAAGAGCAAUUCAUGUGAGAGUAUUGCCGAAGCUUUAGCAGCAUUAUGA